This is a messenger RNA of Porites lobata, 423 nucleotides long. Lineage: Eukaryota; Metazoa; Cnidaria; Anthozoa; Scleractinia; Poritidae. The record is from the annotation of a GenBank genome assembly.
AUGGUAUUUGAAUUUUUUUUAGCCCAGACUUUCCUUAACUAUCCAAUGUUUUUUGGCUUUUUGCUCAGAAAAAUCUCCUCUCGCAUUGCAGUUUUUCUAAGGUCUUGACUUCGAAAGAGACUGAUGAGAGUUAACAUUACACCGACAGUAUUCUUUUUUAUUAUAUUCGCUUGAAUGUCUUUAAAUAAAUUUUAAAACCAUCCAGUUUGCUGUUUUCUUCGUAGUGCUUUCAUCAGUAUAGCUAACGAUGAGUGUCCAGAAGCCUUCGAACUAUACUCUUCACUAAAUCCGAACACCAUGGAUAGGAGAGAAGCCUGCGGACAACCAGACGAACAAUACCAAACACUUUACAGAGGAGCACCAGUAUACGACACUCUAGAACCGAAACCGAGCCAGGUUGCGAGUAACCCAAUCUAUGAAAGG